Meloidogyne enterolobii is the source of this 440-nucleotide messenger RNA. The record is from the annotation of a GenBank genome assembly. NCBI's taxonomy places the organism in Eukaryota, Metazoa, Nematoda, Chromadorea, Rhabditida, Meloidogynidae.
UUGAGAAAAGAAAGUAUAGAAAAAUAAAAAAGGCUCAAGGACAUUUUGCGCGCGUAAAUGACAGUGACAGAAAAGUGUGAAGAAUUUGAUCGUUAUUUCUCGAGAAUAAAAGGGGGGAGGGAGGGGUAGAAUUUUUAAUGUGUGAGUAACGAAUAAAAGUUUGACUUUAAAAAGUCUACUUUAAGGCAAAUCGAAGUCGAAUUUUGGGCUAACAAAGGAGAGUGCCUGAGGUGUCCAUGGGACUUUCUACUAUGGCUUGUCCCACCAGCAAGAUUCGAACCUGCGACCUCCUUUUAGUUAUAGCUAGGUGCUUUCGCCUCCACCUGCAUAUGCUCUACCAGAGCUGUGCGUCAUGGCGUUUGCGUCAUGGCGUCCAUUUUUGGCAGAUCUUUGGCGUUUUGAGUUUGGCGUGAUUUAAAAAUUUGAAAAAAUGGCGUUUG